Chelmon rostratus (copperband butterflyfish) is the source of this 2976-nucleotide messenger RNA. RefSeq names its product otoraplin-like. The transcript is spliced from 5 exons. Gene Ontology annotation, biological process: cartilage condensation. Bases 1347 to 1736 code for a protein of 129 amino acids. The record is from RefSeq and is a predicted model, not a curated record. Gene Ontology annotation, molecular function: protein binding. Lineage: Eukaryota; Metazoa; Chordata; Actinopteri; Chaetodontiformes; Chaetodontidae.
GGAAGCAAAUACGUUUGUUUACAAAGAGAUUAGAAAGCUUGUUUGCAAAAGAUGAUGACACAAAAUCAAAAAAUAUGUCAUCAUCUUAGACGCAGAGAUCAUUGAAUUGAAUCUAACCUUUACGUUGGCAGUAAAUGAGAAUACCUCUUCAGGUCUGUGCUCAUGUUCAAUAACACGUAAGGAGAAGCCUAAGUAUGUUAUCCACAGACAGCGACAAAGUGCAGCAGAAAGUUCUCCAGUGAAGCUGGUUUCGCCAGAUUGGCAUUUUUCCACUUGGCAAGAACAUACAAAUAAACAAACAGAAGCUGAAAUGCUUCAAUUUCUUGACCAUAGCUACGGGACAAGAGCGCCAUCAGGUGUUUGGUGGAGAAUAUAAUUUCACGUACCACUGGGUGACCUUGAGAGGACACAGAGGGUUGCAAUGUACAGUCUUAGGUUAGUUAAGAGAAACUGACAAGCGUGCUGGCCACACCAUUUGAAAGUGGGCCUGACCACUAGUCUGUUUAACCAUGUCCUGAUUGUGUAGGCUGUUUCAAUAUGGGUAUAUGGGUUUGACUACAUUUGUUUAACACAUUUGUUUUGCAGAUAACUAGACUAGAUUUUAACUGGACCGACUGUCACCAGCAAGCUACAUUACUGGUGGUGCAGUGCAAUUCUUAGGCUAUUCAAGUUUAAGCACUGUCCAGCAAUAUCACACUCAGCUCUUUAGGUCUGAAUUAAUUCAUUUUCAUAGACUUUAUUUUGCAAUUUGCAAUUUUGUAUUUCAUCUCCAGCCUUUAGAGUAACAUGGAAGGAGCAUCAUCAUCAAUAGAGCUGAAUGUAAAUUAGACUAAUAUCUCAGGAGCUCAGUUCAACAUUUUCCAAACUAAUAUUAGAUUAAUUACUUUAUUUUUACUCAAGAUUAUUAAUAGGUGUUACAUCUAAUUACAUAAAAUACCUCAAAAGUUAUUAGACUGCUUUAUGCAUUAGACAUUUUAGCCUGGUAAAAGUAUGUCACUUACUUUAAGACCUGUUGAAAGAACAACAUGCUGUAUUUCAACAAAUUAACUUGUUUUUUUUAAUAGUCAUUUUUAUGUAUUUACCUUUUUACAGAGCUCAAGACUUCAAACUAAGAUUUGAGAAAAGUCAGCCAACUCCCUUGUGGGAAAUGAAUAGUUCUAGAGAGCGUGGCAUUUCUGAAACUCGACACUGAUUGGUCAGGCGAACUAUGAUGCAGGGGCUCAGCCCAUUCAGUUCUGGCUGAGAGAAGUGUUUUGGGAUUUUUAUAGCCUUAAGUUCCUUCAGACGUCCACAUUCACACCCACAGGCGCACACAACACUCCCUAGGUUCUGCUCGUCUGGUCAGCAUGGGUUAUCCAGUGGUGAUUCUGCUCUGUUUGGGACUUUUGCACCAAACUGCGAGGGCCGUCCUCAUGGAUAAACUAGCAGACAUCAAGAUUUGUGGAGAUGCAGAAUGCUCAUAUGUUCUGUCCAUGGCCACCGCCUUGGAUGACUUCAUUGCUCCUGACUGCAGAUUCAUCAACAUCAAGAAGGGGCAGAUGGUUUAUGUGUAUUCUAAACUGGUACCAGACGAGGGCGCUGGAGUCUUCUGGUCUGGAAGUGUUUACAGUGAGCGGUAUGUGGACCAGAUGGGCAUUAUUGGAUACUUUCCUGCAACUGUGGUGAAGGAGACACACAAGUUUGUGGAAGACACAGUUAAGGUUCCCACAUCUAAAAUGGACUUCUACUGUGAUUAAGGCAUGACAGACUGAAGCCUCUCUCUUCUCAAGCAUUGAUUCUAGCUACUCUGGCUGUCAUCAAUGAAAGUAGACAGUUUUUCUCUCUGGCCAGUGUGUCCAACUAUAUGUCACAACCCUAUGGUGCUGGGAAUGAAAACCUGGACACUCUCAGUCCUCCAGCCCACAGUCUGACACUCCCUGCUGUUGGGUCAGCUUGUCCUUUCUGUCUUGCUUUAUCUUAACAACACACUUUGCUCAAUAAACCAUUUUCAUGUGACUCCAGAAUGUUGAUUAUUUGAUCAGAUAAUAAUUAGUUCUUUGACACUUCGGGACUGGUGAUUGCAAUUUUGUUGUACAUUUCUGCUGACACAAGGAACAGCUGUGAAGCUCUUCUCCCGUUGUAAUUAUAUUAUCACUUUAAAUUUAUUAUGCUGAUGUAGCCUUUUUAUUGCAGUGUCAAGGUUUCUUGACACUGUUACCAUUUUCGAUUACACAGAAAACUACCUACGUCUCCCCCUUUUAAGAAGAAAUGUAGUAUUUAAGAUAAAAAAUUGCAUAUAAUAAAAGACAUAUUUGCAUUUUCAUCACCUACUAUACUCAAUAAUCAUGUUAGCAAAGGCUAUUUUUAGUGAACACGUUAUCAGUUUUUGUGUUUUUGUAACCACUUAAUGUGCCCCAAUCUCCUCUCUUACGCACUCAACAAACCAUUGUGAACUAACUCUGGUGAAUGUAAUGAGGGGCAUUAGUACAGGUGGGAUGCUGAAUUAUGGUGACAUACAGUGCAGUAGCAAUGAGAUGGAUCUAAGACUGAUAAAUUAGGUAACUCCGUCUACAGCAGCACUGGAAAACACUCGGAAAUAAGAAACUGAGAGGUGAAAGUCAUGCAGCUAUUCUUUUUUAUCUGGGAGGAGGGUUGAAGAGACCCAGACUUAAUCAUUGCUUCUCUUAGUUUACUGGCAUAUUAUUGAGCAUUCCUUAAACGUGCCUCAAACUUAAAUCACAGCAAUCUACAAAACAAAUAAAGGUGGAUCAUAUUUGCAUGACAAUUACUAGCUACCUGUCUGCACCCUACUGUACUGUAGUUUGUUUACAGCUAAUGACAGCUGUUCCAUGAUGAUGUACUCUGUGUUUGACCAUACAGUGACAAUAAUUGAGCAACUUGUUUUAGACUGAUGCAUCUGCAUUGUUUGCUAAAAGCUCUGUUAGAUGUCUCAUGUUGCUUAGAAAUAUGUCAAAGUGCCCCAUGCCAGACCUCCUU